GAGGGCGGGGAGGGCCGGGGACCGGCGGGCCCGGGCGAGGCGCAGCCGCGCGGCCGAGGGGGGCGCUGGGGUGCGCGGCGCUGCCCCGGGCCCGGCAUGAAGGAGGACAAGGAGAACGCCAGGCCCAAGGAGCGCCGCGGGGGGCCCGGGCCCGCCGUCGGGGCCGGGGCUGGGGCCGGGGCCGGCUCGGAGGGCAGGGCCGGCGGCGCCGAGCUGGAGCGGCUGGAGCGGCCCAAGGACAAGAAGGAGGCGCUGAGCAAGGUGGUGAUCCGGCGGCUGCCGCCCAGCCUCACCAAGGAGCAGCUGGAGGAGCACCUGCAGCCCCUGCCCGAGCACGACUACUUCGAGUUCUUCGCCAAUGACUCCAGCCUGUACCCUCACAUGUUCUCGAGAGCCUACAUCAACUUCAAAAACCAGGAGGAUAUCGUGCUCUUCAGGGACCGCUUCGACGGCUACGUCUUCGUUGAUCACAAAGGUCAGGAAUAUGCUGCCAUAGUAGAGUUUGCACCUUUCCAAAAAGCUGCAAAAAAGAAGAGCAAGAAAAAGGAUGCCAAAACUGGGACUAUUGAAGAUGAUCCAGAGUACAAGAAGUUUUUGGAAAGUUACAGUGCAGAUGAUGAAAAGUUAACCUCCACUCCUGAAACCUUGUUGGAGGAAAUAGAGGCAAGAAACAAAGAGCUAAUAGCUAAAAAGACUACUCCCUUAUUGAACUUCUUGAAAAAUAAACAGAGACUGAGGGAGGAGAAAAGAGAGGAGAGGAGGAGGAGAGAACUGGAAAGAAAAAGACAAAGAGAAGAAGAAAGAAGAAAAUGGAAAGAGGAGGAGAGAAGGAAGAGAAAAGAAGCAGAAAAACUGAAGAAAGUAGACAGAUGUCCAGAAAAAGAAAGAGACAGAUCAAAAGAAGAACCAAAGAUUAAGCUACUUAAGAAGCCUGAAAAAGAUGAAAAAGACUUGGAGAAAAAGGAAAAAUCCAAGAAACUGGAAAAAGAGACUCUGAGGGAGGAAAAAAAUGCGAGUAGUGCAUCUGCCAAACGAUCUGAUGGGGAGACAAAAGAAGAGAAGGCAAAAAAAUCAGAAGAUGAGUGUGUAAAGGACUACAGGGACCGAGAUAGAGAUUUUGAAAGAGACAGAGAAUAUGAGAGAGCACAGAGGGAGAAACUGAGACGCCAGGAAGAAGAGCGUCGGAGGCAGAAAGAGCGCUUUGAGAAAGAGAAGGUUUUUAGAAGAAAAGAGGAAGAGGUGAAAAAGGAAAGAGACUUGCUCAGAGAAAAGGGAAAGAAAAGUGAUCUUACAGACUUUACCAGCGGCAUGGACAAAUCUGAGAAAGUAACCAAAGACGAUAAAAAAGAGGAUACAAUUAAGAGGGAUCGUAUCAGAAACAAGGAUCGUCCAGCAAUGCAGCUGUACCAGCCAGGAGCCCGAAGCCGAAGCAGAUUGUGUCAGUACGAAGACAGUGCUGCCAAGCCGACAGAUCAGGGAGCGGAUAAGAAACAAGAGAGUGAGACCAGUAACAUGAAGGAAGAGGAGUGACUAGCAUGCAGGCCUUAUGUGUUCUGACUGUCUGUGCAGCCAAAGAGCAUGUACUACGCAAUCCAGAAGUGCCUUCGAAGCGAAGAAGGAACAAAGGAAGAAGAGGGGGUGUUGCGCUGUUGGAUGUUUCUGGCUAAAGAACCUCAGUUGUAGAUUCGGAAUUUGAAAUGUGUUCUCAUUUGUAUUUUCAGUUAUUUGAGUUUAUUUUCCCAGCAUCUAACUACAACAGAGAAGAGAAAAUUUGCAAAGUAGAAAGACUUUGUGGCCUUAAGUUUGAUAUUAAAUGAGUCAUGCAGUCAGGAGGAGAUGACACCUGGAUCUAAUGCCAGAGCUUUACUGUAAAGCAAUCAGAGCCAGUGUUUGAUGCACUUAAAGCAGAGCAAGCUUGAAGUGGCACGGAGUUAAUGUGGGUGUUACUGUGUCGUGUGGUGCUCCUACCUGAGACUGUGUUAGCUAAAUUGUAUUGCUUCUAGCACUGAGACAGGUAUGCAGGCGGUGGUGGCUGAGGUACCAGUGAAGUAGAGCCCUCUGCUCAUGAAAAGAGAACAUCUGGAAUUGCAUAAAGACCUUGGGAAGGGAGAGACCUUCCUGAGGCCUCUGAAUUAAUUAAUUUAUCCAGAGAACCACUUGAGUUGGAGUGUAUGAAUAAGCUGGCUUAGUAUUGGAUACUUGUUGACAAAUUCUCAUGUAAAGUCUACCUACACUGAAAUGCUUAUUUUUAAUCACCUGUAGUUGUACGUCGGGUUCUUUUCAAGCGUUCUCCCUUGUCUGGAGCCUGAAACACUCCCGCACUCCUGCCCUCUCGGUGCCCGCUCCCCUUCCCCUCUAAUUCAAAGUAUUGUCUUACAGCCGAGAAAGAGAACUUCACCAGUAGCAGCUCCUUUUAAGCUCGCGAAUUUUAGCCAUAGCGAUUUUUUUGUACCGAACCCAAUAAACUCGCACAAACUCUU
Messenger RNA from Anas platyrhynchos (mallard), 2480 nucleotides. RefSeq names its product UPF3B regulator of nonsense mediated mRNA decay (gene UPF3B). Gene Ontology annotation, biological process: positive regulation of translation; nuclear-transcribed mRNA catabolic process, nonsense-mediated decay. The record is from RefSeq and is a predicted model, not a curated record. Gene Ontology annotation, cellular component: cytoplasm; nucleolus. Lineage: Eukaryota; Metazoa; Chordata; Aves; Anseriformes; Anatidae. Gene Ontology annotation, molecular function: mRNA binding.